AUAUAAGUACCCUUUCCCUCCAAAUUUGCACAUUUCACUGUGAAGAAUAGCGGUUUCUGUUUCUGUGUCUCCGAAGAAGAAGAAGAUGGAGCAAUACUUGCAGAACAUGAAGACUCUGCGUUCUCAAAUGAACGAUGUGGAGGAUCAAGCCGCGAAGAUUUCCGCAGAAGAGCACAUGCAAUUGACCAACAUUCGCACUCUGGAAAAUGACAUCGAAUCAGCGAAAUCUGAAAUUGCGCAAGUUGUGGAAGAUACUGAAAAGAUGGAGAAGGCGAAGGGUGAAGUGUGCUCGAAGAUAUUGAAAACGCAGAAAAAGAUUGCUUCCUUGGAGUCUGAUACAUCCAAACUCACUCAGACUUUGGGGCUUAUUCAGCAAGAGAUAGUGGGAUUAUCUACCAAACUUUCAGAGAAGAGAGCCUACUAUACCAAGGUUUCCGAGGAUAUGACUGCCAAAUUACAAAAUCAACAGGAAUGGCUCAGAACUAAGGAUAGUAGAGAUCUGAAAGAGCAUGAGUUGGACAAGUUAAAAGUUGAUGGACAAAAAAGUCAAGUUGAAGGGAAGUGUGAUGCUGAUGGCAACCUUAUCGUGGAUAACCUGGGAAGUGAUGCAAGGAACAACUUAAUCACUGAAUUGGAUUCAGCUAAAGCGAGGCUUGGUGAGAUCUGUACUCUGAAAUCCAAAGUUCUUAUGGAAAAUAACAAGAUAAAACUGGCUAUUGAGGAUGUAAAGUGCAGAGGAAAUGAGUUUAAGCCAGAGCUAAAAGCAGCCGAUGUAGCUGCUCUUGAAGAGGAAUAUAAUGCCCUUUUGUCAGACAAGGCUGGAGAAACAGAGUACUUGCAGUCUCUGGAGAAACAAGUUGAGAAACUCAAGAAGAUAUGUCAUGUGGUAAAAUGUGCUUGUGGAGAAGAAUACAAAGUUACAUUGAAUAUGUAAUAUGGUAAGAGAACAUGAAACUUCAGGAGAAUGUGAAGUCAGUUGUUCGCGCUGAACUUGAUUAGAUAGUACUAUACGCCAGUUUGGAAUUUCUGCAUUUUUUACUGAAUGGAUUGUUGGCCUCUGAAUGUAUUUUUCCAUUCGAGUUACAGAUCAAUGUAUAGUCUAAUCUGGUUUCUAGGCUGAUGUGAUGUACAGCUAUUCAAUCUAAAUACAAGCUGUCUGUAAACAUCUCUCAAA
Lotus japonicus is the source of this 1174-nucleotide messenger RNA. RefSeq lists its product as uncharacterized. The record is from RefSeq and is a predicted model, not a curated record. The transcript is spliced from 12 exons. Bases 86 to 934 code for a protein of 282 amino acids. Lineage: Eukaryota; Viridiplantae; Streptophyta; Magnoliopsida; Fabales; Fabaceae.